UGCCGAUGAAAUGCAAACAGAAACAAGUGCGCGAGACAGAGACGCAAUUAACUAAUGCGUUCCAGUGCGCGCUCAGUUUCGCUUUUCCAGUUUCCAACAGCAGCAGCAACAGCAACAGCAGCAGCAGACAUCAAGCGGCGUGUAUUGUUUGCUCAGUUAUAAAUCUGACGGCGACGGCUGCGGCGGCAGCAGCGGCGACUGCGCUCUUCAAAGCAAAAGCAAAAGCAUAAAAAGCAACAAGUUUUCUCAAGUUGUGCCGUGAAAGUUCAAAAUCCUCCAAUAACAACAAUAACGCGUCCGCGUGCUGUGUCUCAUUUUGUUUGUGUGUGUGCGUGUGUUUGUGCUUGGGUAUCUCUUCGCCCGUCCGUGUGUGCGUUUGUUUGUGUUUGUGUGUGUGUGUGAGUGUUGUUGGUGUGACGUCUGAACGAAAUCCGAAAUUGAUUUUCUAGUUUUUCGUGCUAAUUUGGCGCCUUUGGCUGCAUGCCCCAAUUGAAUUGCACUUGCUAGCAAUUUUUCGACGAAUAUUUAAUUGAAGAGCUAGACUCAUACACACACACACAUGAUCUUCUUGUGCUCGCGUGCUCGUGUGUUUGUGUGUUAUGUUGUGUAUGCUGGAGUUAAUUGUGUGAGUGCCACAUGAAUCAUAAUAAAGCAAAAAGAUUCAAACUUGAGCCAAAAAAAACCAAUCAAAAUAAACUAAAACGAAGGCCAGUGAACAGCUGACUUUAAUUUGUGGAUCCAUUUAAGCUUUGACUGAAUAUCCUGCAGAUGAUGCCUACAGACCAACACACUAUGCCGGCUACAUCAAUCGUGGCUACGAUGAUGAUAUAGAUAGUUCCUACCUCUUUGCGCAGUACGAGGCCAUGACGGAUGCUCGCAAUGGAGCGGCUUUGCCGCCCUACACAACUGAACAUCAUCGCGAUCUUGGCGAAGAUGAGGAUGACAACGAUUUCAAUGAUGAUGUGUUCAAGGAUUGCAGUGAAGAGAUCACAGAGGAGGAUAAUGAGAUCAGCCAUCACAAUCGCUGUUUGCCCGAAUUUCAGUUCUCGAUGGUCGACUCGGAAUACGAUGAGACGCUGGCGUUUCCCGAUUCCGUGACGAUAUUGUCGACGCUGGGCGACAAACCGGUGCUGGUGGAGCGCAAGGAGACCGACGACGAUGACGAGGAGUUCGACGAUGAGAACAGUGUGCUGAUGCGACAGGAGAUACCCUACACCAGCAUCUAUGGGCCCAACGUCAAGUUCAAUUCGUUUCAACGCAAGGUCUUCAUUCCCGGACGCGAGAUUCAUGUGCGCAUUGUGGACACAGAGCGCAGCGUAACGACGCAUCUGCUUAAUCCGAAUUUGUACACCAUUGAGCUCACCCACGGCACCUUCACGUGGAGGAUCAAGCGACGCUAUAAGCACUUCAACUCCUUGCAUCAGCAGCUCAGCUUCUUUCGCACCUCGUUGAACAUUCCGUUCCCGAGUCGAGCGCACAAGGAGAAGCGACACACGCUCAAGGCGGCCGCCAGUCAAAUGGCCGACGAGUCCACGCUCAAGGAUCUGCCAGCGCAUACCAAAGUCAAGCAUUCGAGUACGCCAACCAACAAUAAUAAUAAUAAUGGAGGAGGCGAUGGAGCUGGAACUGUUGCCACCAUCGUUAGUCCCACACACAGCUCGAUCCUCUCGAGCUUCACGCCUCGUCGCAGUCAACGGAAGCGAAAGAAAAAGAAACGAAAGCUGCCUCGCUUCCCCAAUCGCCCAGAGAGUCUAAUCACCGUCGAGCAUUUGCCAGUGCGCAUCAAGCAGCUGGAAGAUUAUCUCUACAAUCUGCUCAACAUCAGCUUGUAUCGAUAUCACCAUGAAACGCUCAACUUUGUGGAGGUUUCCAACGUGUCCUUCGUAUCCGGUCUGGGCUUCAAGGGCAAAGAAGGAGUCAUACUCAAGCGAACCGGAUCGACACGUCCCGGCCAGGCUGGCUGCAAUUUCUUUGGUUGCUUUCAACGCAAUUGCUGCGUGCGUUGCAACUACUUCUGCUCGGAUGUCGUCUGUGGCACGUGGCGCAAUCGUUGGUUCUUCGUGAAGGAGACGUGCUUCGGUUAUGUGCGACCCACCGAUGGCAGCAUUCGAGCUGUGAUACUCUUCGAUCAGGGCUUCGAUGUCUCCACGGGCAUCUAUCAGACGGGCAUGCGCAAAGGUCUCCAGAUUCUGACCAACAGCCGGCACAUUGUGCUCAAGUGUUGGACGCGUCGCAAGUGCAAAGAAUGGAUGCAGUUCCUCAAGCGCACAGCUCACGACUCCGCUCGCGACUUUACCUUGCCCAAUCCUCACAUGUCCUAUGCCCCGAUGAGAGCCAACACUCAGGCCGUGUGGUAUGUGGAUGGGGCACAAUACAUGGCCGCAGUUGCCGAUGGCCUCGAGGCUGCCACCGAGGAGAUUUACAUUGCCGACUGGUGGCUGAGUCCCGAGAUCUAUAUGAAGCGUCCAGCGUUGGAUGGCGACUAUUGGCGGCUGGACAAGAUUCUGUUGCGCAAGGCAACGCAGGGCAUCAAGGUGUUUGUGCUGCUCUACAAGGAGGUCGAGAUGGCGCUGGGCAUCAACAGCUACUACAGCAAGUCUACGCUGGCCAAGCAUGAGAAUAUCAAGGUCAUGCGGCAUCCGGAUCAUGCACGUGGAGGCAUUCUGCUCUGGGCCCACCACGAGAAGAUCGUGGUGAUCGAUCAGACUUAUGCAUUUAUUGGCGGCUUGGAUCUGUGCUAUGGUCGUUGGGAUGAUCGUUCGCAUCGUCUGACCGAUCUGGGCAGCAUUUCGACCACCUCCGUUUCGGGCAGCAAUCGUUGCACGCCCAGCGGUUGCUACAACAAGGACGAAGUGGACUCGGCCUUCGGUUCACGCAAGUCCUCACGCAAUGCUCAUCACGAGGCAACGACCAAGGAGCGUGCCCCAUCUCCGCCACCACCAGCCAGCGAGGAAGCUGCUCCAGUGACGUCUGGCAUGGAGGUGCGGACUUUAAAACCUGGCGAUCGUUUGCUCAUUCCCGAUCUACUGUCGGCGGCGUCCAGUGAAUUGGGAUUGGAGGCGACAACGCUGGAGGGCAUGAAGCUGAACACACCCGAGAUGGAGCGCAAGAAUAUGCUCGAUCGAUUGAAGAACAAUGCGAUGAAGGGGGCUCGCAUGGGCAAGGACUUUGUGCAACGUCUGACCACGUCCGAGGCGCAGGAAAACCUGGAGGGAGCAACGGCCAUGGGUGAGACUGUGUUCAGCAUUGAGACACAGGAGGAGGCGACAACGACAGAGGCGGCAAUCAGUUCAACUUCGGAGCUGAAUGCGACGACGACAAGCACACAAAUACUCAGCAGUGAAUUCUAUGGUCAGGCCAAGUAUUGGUUCGGCAAGGACUAUUCCAAUUUCAUACUCAAGGAUUGGAUGAAUCUGAACGCCCCCUUCGUCGACAUUAUCGAUCGCACCACGACGCCUCGCAUGCCGUGGCACGAUGUGGGCAUCUGUGUUGUGGGUGCCUCGGCUCGGGAUGUGGCACGGCAUUUCAUCCAGCGCUGGAAUGCCAUGAAGCUGGAGAAGCUGCGCGACAAUGUACGCUUCCCGUACCUGAUGCCCAAGAGCUAUGCUCAGAUCCGGCUCAAUGCCCAUCUCCAGCAGCUGCAGCAGCGUCGCCAGCAGAACGUCACCUGCCAACUACUGCGCAGCGCUUCCGCCUGGAGUUGCGGCUUCAUUGAGGCGGAUCUCGUGGAGCAAAGCAUCCACGAUGCCUACAUCGAGACCAUCACGAAGGCCCAGCAUUACAUCUACAUUGAGAAUCAGUUCUUUAUCACCAUGCAGCUGGGCAUGGGCGUGUCGGGGGCGUACAAUAAUGUUCGCAAUCAGAUCGGAGAAACUCUCUUCAAGCGCAUCGUGCGUGCUCACAAGGAAAAGAAACGCUUUCGGGUUUAUGUGAUAAUGCCUUUGUUGCCCGGAUUUGAGGGUGAUGUCGGUGGCAGUACGGGUAAUGCGGUCAGAGCCAUUACGCAUUGGAACUACGCCUCCAUAUCAAGAGGUCGCACAGCAAUAUUGACACGCCUUCAGGAAGCGGGCAUUACGAAGCCCGAGAACUAUAUAUCAUUUCACAGUCUGCGCAAUCAUUCGUAUCUGAAUAAUACGCCAAUUACCGAACUGAUCUACGUCCAUUCCAAGUUGUUAAUUGCUGAUGAUCGGGUCGUUAUCUGCGGUUCGGCAAAUAUCAACGAUCGUUCCAUGAUCGGCAAACGGGACUCGGAAAUUGCGGCGAUCAUAAUGGAUGAGGAGUUCGAGGAUGGACUGAUGAAUGGUAAAAAGAAUCCAAGUGGAAUAUUUGCGGGUAGAUUGCGAAAAUAUCUAUUCAAGGAGCAUUUGGGAUUACUGGAUUCAGAGAGAUCGCCACGCACGGAUUUGGCCAUAAGUGAUCCGGUUUGUAAUCAAUUCUGGCAUAAUACAUGGCGUCGCAUCUCGACUAAAAAUACAGAGAUCUACGAUGAGGUGUUCAAGUGUAUUCCCACGGACUUUGUGAAAACAUUCGCCAGUCUGAAGAAAUAUCAGGAGGAACCUCCUCUAUCAAAAACCGAACCCGAAUUGGCCGCCAAGCGUGCCACGGAAAUUCAGGGACAUCUGGUAAAUUUACCGCUGGAAUUCCUCAACAAGGAAGUUCUUACGCCACCCGGUACCAGCAAGGAAGGUCUUAUACCUACCUCUGUAUGGACAUAGUCUGCCAAAGUCUUUAAGACGCCACCAUAGCUUAAGCCUUAAGGAGAUCCAUCAGUUUCUCUAGAUUUGAAACUGGGAUUAGAAAAUAUGCUACUAUAAUAUUAUUACUAUUUUUCAAAAUGCAACCCACCAAAUGCGCUUAAACUUAUUUCAAGUUGCUGUUGCCAAGUCAGAAAAAAAUUAAUUAAUUGUAAAUAUACCAACAUAAAUAGUAAUAUUUAAUAUACAUAUAUAAUGAAAACAAACAACUUUUUGCCUUAUAGCUAGUUUAUUUAUUAUUAUAGAAUGUCGACGUCCCCUAUAAACACUAAGAUUUUAUUGUUACUUGUAUGAUGUUAAAACAGUAUUCUAGACAAACUAAAGCGCAAUUCUUGUUUUUAAUAAAAGUAAAAGAAAAAGUGAUGCAAAAUUAAGUCAAACUUA
Messenger RNA from Drosophila nasuta, 5138 nucleotides. It is a transcript of the gene Pld, whose product is annotated as Phospholipase D. Gene Ontology annotation, molecular function: phosphatidylinositol binding; D-type glycerophospholipase activity. The record is from RefSeq and is a predicted model, not a curated record. Gene Ontology annotation, biological process: phospholipid catabolic process; regulation of vesicle-mediated transport; intracellular signal transduction. The transcript has 9 exons. Gene Ontology annotation, cellular component: intracellular membrane-bounded organelle. Bases 864 to 4715 code for a protein of 1283 amino acids. Lineage: Eukaryota; Metazoa; Arthropoda; Insecta; Diptera; Drosophilidae.